Messenger RNA from Trichoderma citrinoviride, 216 nucleotides. RefSeq lists its product as hypothetical. The annotation marks the transcript as partial. The transcript has a single exon. The record is from RefSeq and is a predicted model, not a curated record. NCBI's taxonomy places the organism in Eukaryota, Fungi, Ascomycota, Sordariomycetes, Hypocreales, Hypocreaceae.
ACGGGCUGUCAGCUCUGCGGCGUCACGUUCAACAUCAACCGGCUCCGGACCCACAGCGAGCCCCGGAGCGCCGCCUGGGGCAAUUCGUACGUCAGCAGGCACAAGGGCCGGGACUGGGUCGCCGUGACGGGGGGCGACGCGGCGGAGUGCCCGGAUGGCGGGUGCGCGGCGGUGUAUCGGGGGAGGCCGCCUGGGGAGCUGCAGUUUUGCUUGAGG